Molecule: messenger RNA, 1905 nt
Organism: Megachile rotundata (alfalfa leafcutting bee)
Lineage: Eukaryota; Metazoa; Arthropoda; Insecta; Hymenoptera; Megachilidae
Source: RefSeq, a predicted model, not a curated record
CUUAAGAAAUUUGGAAAACUGAAAAGAUCUAUCCACACAGAAAUUUCCAUCAAAACGGAAACAGAUUUCCAAAUUUCAAUAAAUGUGAUCACCUCGUAAAAAUCAGUUGUAGAUGCGUGACAGGAAUAAUUCAAGUGCCCCAACAGACCCAGCAGCAACAAACCCAACGACAAAAAUCGUCAAAGGACCAAAAACCGGUCAAAGACGCGAAACACUGGCAGCAACCGGUAGACGAGAAAUCCUACGAAAUCGUGACGAGUGAGCAACCUCGAAUCCAUCAGGUUGCGAGUGCGAGCGAGAAAUCAAAGAGCAAACAUGUGACAUUUUAAAUCAAUCUUGAAUUAAACAUUUAUGCAAACAGUACAAAUCAUCAUAAAUAUACGAUGAAAUUAUUGAAAAACAAAAUGGGUAUUUUUUUUAACUGACAAACUAUAAUUCGAGUAUUUUAUGAGUAAUGUGAUUCACAGUGUGGGACACAGUAUGAAAGUUUAUAAUUUGGACAUUUUACAAAGGUGAACAAGACGAUGCAAUGAAAGGAAGAACGGGGACCAUCACGAAACUCACUCUUGCAUCCUACUGUGUCACCCCGAGCCAAAUGACUGACACUUCUUGUCAGACUACUGUCAGCAAAGAUUCGAAAGCCACUAAGAAGGCAGAAACAGUGGUGAAGAUAACAGAGCCAGCGGUGAAGAUAACAGAACCAGAGAAGAAGGACAAGAAAUUGACCGAGGUACAAAUACCAGAAAAGGAGAAAAAAGAGAAAGAUUCGAAGAAACUAAAGCCCGUGUUAAAGGAGUCGAAAGCAGAAUCGAGCAAAAAAGAAGCUGCGAAAGUUGCGGAAACAGAAGUGAAGAUAACCGAAUGCGUGAGAACACCUGCAGAAAAGCCAACAGAUUCGGUAAAAUGCGUGACCCAAGAAAAGCCUGUAGAUACGGUUUCUCAAGAGACAGCCAAGGAAUCGAUCGACGGAGAGGAAAAACUGUCGAUGACACCCACAGAGACCAAACAGCUGAUUUCUCCACCGAGGCUCGUGGCGGAAAUGAUCGAUCGUCUACAGGAAAUCGAAGGGAAUAAGCAGGAUUUGUCGACCGCCAGCGAGAUUUCGAGGAAAGGCACCGAUAAAACGGAAAGCAAAGUGGGAACGAGUGAGAAGAGCGAGGUGGGCACGUCGAGGAUCGUGGGUUUUGCUAAAGGACCCGACGAAAUAUUCAGUGAUGAUAGUCGGAUGAAAAGCUUGGACAGUCAGAAUGAUUCGAGUAACAUUACCAUGGACAGUAAACUUUCGUCUUAUAUAUCGAGGGAGAGCUCUGAAGCGUAUGGCUAUUCUGACAAGGACGUAUUGAAACCUGUGAAAAGUGGAAACGAAACGGAGAAGGUGGAACGAUCGUCGGACUCCAUUGUGAUACCUAAACCUCACAUGGGAACGCAAACGAAACCUGGAGAGGCGCCAAACCCGAACCGACAAAAAAGGACCUACAUUUUCCAAAAGAAGAACAAAGUCGAACCAGCCGAAGUGACACAUACGGAAACGGACGUUCAAACCUUGAGUUACGAAGCCCAAUCCGAGAAAAGAGUCCAGCGUUGCAAGCUGUUAAUGUCUGUCCAUCCUGCAGGAGACUACAAGUUCUAUAUAAAGAUGGCAGUGAGAAGCGUUUAAAGUGUGCCGGCUGUAAAAAUUUCAUACGUCCAAAACGCAGUUACGAAUUGCAGGAUAAUGCUGGAAUUCGAAAUAAGAUUAAUGGUUGUCCAAACUGUGGAAAAGUGCAGGAGCAACUGGUGGCUCCGAUAUUAUCAAAUUAAAUAAUAAUUUGUCUCAAAAUACUAUUAAUUGAAGGUGUUAUUGAAGAAAAUAUAAUUUUAAGAUGUCUGUGUAAAAGAUUUCCAUGUACAUACUUUGAAAUCGAC